AUGCAGAAGCGAGCUGAACGCGAAGCAGAAGCAGAAAAGCAAAAGUUGACAAAACAGAGAGGUUUUGGUGAUUUCCAAAAACAAAUGACUGCUACCAAAAAUGACAUGAGCGUAUCAUCAGCGGAAGCAGAUCAGAGAGAGUACCAAUUGAAGCGUCAGUACUACACCAGCUCUGCUAGGUGGUUAUACCAUGACAAGGAUGAUGAUGUUUUUGGUGAUGAUGAAAAAGACAAUUUGUCAAAGAUGUUUGCCACUACAACUUUUGUUUUGAAUUCAUAA
Molecule: messenger RNA, 279 nt
Organism: Strongylus vulgaris
Lineage: Eukaryota; Metazoa; Nematoda; Chromadorea; Rhabditida; Strongylidae
Source: the annotation of a GenBank genome assembly